UUGCCUCUACCCGGAGGUAGGAACUUGGGCAGGCUUGUACUCAGCGUCAGUCUGUGUGUGAAUCUCUUUCAGUACACAACGCAUAAUAUGGCGCAGUUCUUCUUAAUAGUGUUUUUAUGUGGGGUGAUGAUAUGCGGCGCUGCUCCAGGGAAGAAAGUCGAAUCUAAUGACAUUCCAAAAGUGCUUCUGUCCGGUGACAGCGUAUCUGCCUCCUUUGGAGGUUACCACGCCAGUGCCGGUUUAGGUGGAACCCUGGACGGGGGCCCUGCUGGGGGUCUAUUUGCAGAGGCAGGUACUCCAGAUGGUACAGGCGCAUCAGCAGGGCUUGGAGGUUCAGUGGGUUCAGGAGGGGUCCUGUACAGCCAGGCUGGUGUCGGUGGCGAAGCAGCCACGGGGGGCGCUGCUUCUUCAGCGACGUCUUCAGCGGGCACUGACAACCGCCUGCCGCGCCCCACGAAGCGGCCCGCUGAUUUCUACGAUAACGUGUUUAACAUUCCUAUCUCAGUGCUGCAAGCGGUGAACCAACUCCUAGGUGGAACGUCUAAGAAAGGGGGUGCCAAGGAAGUGCACACCCGUGCUUAUGCAUCAUCAGACUCAGCAUCCUCGGCUUACGCUGGAGACGACGGUCAUGGCUCCAACACUGCUCCACGGCGUACAUUCUUCGACGACAUAUUCAAUAUUCCGAUUUCGGCACUUAGAUCAGUAAAUGACCUUCUAAACACGAAGAACCAAGGUGAACGGCGUUCCGUCCGUCUCUAACGUACUAAAGAAAACUUCUAACAGCUAUACGUAGAGAUUAUAAAAUGGAGGCGGGACCUGUAAAAUAAACACGCCAACGGCACCGUGACUACUGAGGAAGCUUAUAAUUGUAGGAAAUUACGGGCAAAUGUCUUAUUCUAUUUCGUUUUGGCAUAAACCUGU
Cryptotermes secundus is the source of this 921-nucleotide messenger RNA. RefSeq names its product glycine-rich protein 1. Bases 88 to 759 code for a protein of 223 amino acids. The transcript has 5 exons. The record is from RefSeq and is a predicted model, not a curated record. Lineage: Eukaryota; Metazoa; Arthropoda; Insecta; Blattodea; Kalotermitidae.